AUGUCCUGUUGUGGAUCCGUCUGCUCUGACCAGGGCUGUGGCCAAGGCUGCUGCCAGACCACCUGCUGCCGCCCCAGCUGCUGUGGCUCUUGCUGCUGCCGCCCCUCCUGUUGCAUCUCUAGCUGCUGCCGCCCCUGCUGUGGCUCCAGCUGCUGUGGCUCCAGCUGCUGCCGCCCCUCCUGUUGCAUCUCCAGCUGCUGCCGCCCCUCCUGUUGCAUCUCUAGCUGCUGCCGCCCCUGCUGUGGCUCCAGCUGCUGUGGCUCCAGCUGCUGCCGCCCCUCCUGUUGCAUCUCCAGCUGCUGUCGUCCUUCUUGCUGUGGUUCCAGCUGCUGCCGCCCCUCUUGCUGUGGUUCCAGCUGCUGUGGCUCCAGCUGCUGCCGGCCCUGCUGCUGCCCCUGCUGCUGCCUCCGCCCAGUCUGUGGCCAGGUCUCCUGUCACACCAAUUGCUAUCGCCCCACCUGUGUCAUCUCCACCUGCCCCCGCCCCAUGUGCUGUGCCGUCUGUGACUGCUGA
Molecule: messenger RNA, 513 nt
Organism: Eptesicus fuscus (big brown bat)
Lineage: Eukaryota; Metazoa; Chordata; Mammalia; Chiroptera; Vespertilionidae
Product: keratin-associated protein 4-11-like
Exons: 1
Coding region: 1-513 (170 amino acids)
Cellular component (GO): keratin filament
Source: RefSeq, a predicted model, not a curated record